AUGGCUUUGUCAGCGACCCAAAGGGGCUCUUUGGGCAGAUAUGACGAAGAAAUCGUUUACCCUGAAAAACUGAAUGUCACGUUUUCUGCUAGUCAAGACCCAGCUGGCACGCUUGAGAAUGACAACUCCCUCGAUUACGGCAUUGACUCGGACCAUCACCUCUCUUUUCGACUCUGGAUAUUUGGAGAAGAACUGACUCUUGAUUUAGAGGAAGACCCAAGCUUCUUCACAGAGGGCUUGACCGUACAAUACUUGGGCAGACUUGGGCAAGUGGUAGACAGUCCUCCCGAACGUGGGAACUACUUCACCGGGACAAUCAACUCAGAUCCAGAAUCGAUUGUGGCGAUCAGUUUUGAUGGAAUCUCUUUGAUCGGGGUGCUGCAGUACUGGGGCACCGAGUACCACAUCCAGCCUGUGAAAGGGGGGACCCCGAACACGACAGGAGGACCCGGGGCCCACGUGGUGAGGAGGAAGAUGUUGGACAAAGGGGAUGGGCCGAUGUGUGGGGUCGGCGCGCAAGUGCCGGAUGGUGUGUCAAGUGACGAAGGAAAGCUUCGGGAGAAGAUGGACUCAUCCCCCAGAAGAACAAAGCGGUUUGCUUCCAUCCCACGCUACGUGGAGACCCUGGUGGUGGCUGAUGAAGAAAUGAUGCGGUUCCACGGAGCAGGCCUCAAGCCGUACCUGCUCACCAUCAUGGCGGCGGCCGCCAAGUUCUUCCGCCACCCGAGCCUCAGGAAUCCCGUCAACUUGGUGGUGACCAGGCUGGUGGUGAUCGGAGAAUCCGAGGACGGGCUGCGGGUCACCUCCAACGCGGCCGAGACUCUGCGCAACUUCUGCACGUGGCAGAAGGGCCUCAACAAAGCCAGCGACAAAGACCCGGAGCAUUUUGACACAGCCAUUCUCUUCACCAGACAGGAUCUCUGCGGGCGCUCCAGCUGUGGCACCCUGGGCAUGGCAGACGUUGGCACAGUCUGUGACCCAGCCCGCAGCUGUUCCAUUGUCGAGGAUGAUGGGCUCCAGUCAGCCUUCACCGCAGCCCACGAACUGGGUCACGUCUUCAACAUGUUGCACGACGACGACAAACACUGCAAAGAACUUAACCGUCACAGCAACUCCCGCCACAUGAUGGCCGCCGUCAUGUCUCCGGUGAAUCCGGACGAGAUGUGGUCGCCGUGCAGCGGCCGCUUCAUUACCGAAUUCUUGGACAAUGGCCACGGCCAUUGCCUCCUAGACAAGCCGCACGAAACUCUGAAGCUGCCCGCUGUCUUCCCUGGCAGCAAUUACAACGUGGACCAGCAAUGCCAGCUUAGCUUUGGCAGCGAAUCCCGCCACUGUCCCCACACACACACACCAUGCUCCUCGCUGUGGUGCACGGGCCAGAUCAAUGGGCAGUUCAUGUGCCAGACCAAGAAUUUUCCCUGGGCAGACGGGACGCGGUGCGGGGAAGGAAAAAGCUGUAUGAGCGGCGAGUGCAUCAGCCAUACGCAGCUGAAAGAAUAUGAUAUUCCCACCAAUGGAGGUUGGGGGCGCUGGGGCCCCUGGGGAGAGUGUUCCCGCACUUGUGGCGGUGGAGUUCAGUACUCGACCCGCGAAUGCAACAAGCCGGUGCCCCGAAAUGGCGGCAAAUACUGCGAAGGGAAGAGGACCCAGUUUCGUUCUUGCAAUGCCCAGGACUGCCCCGAUGGAAACGCUUUAACCUUCCGGGAGCAACAGUGUGCCGUGUACAACCACCGAGCUGACAUGUUCAAAGACUACCCCUCGCCCAUGGACUGGGUGCCUCGCUACAGCGGGGUGGCCAAGCGCGAUCAAUGCAAGCUGACCUGCCAAUCCCAUGCCUUAGGCUACUAUUACGUGCUGGAACCAAGGGUGGCCGACGGAACACCUUGCUCGCCAGAAUCUACCUCGGUCUGCGUCCAGGGGCGCUGCGUCCACGCCGGCUGUGACCGCAUCAUUGGGUCCAAGAAGAAGUUUGACAAAUGCAUGGUGUGCGGGGGCGACAACUCGAAAUGCACAAAGGUCUACCGCUCCUUCACCAAGCCCCACUACGGGUACAACGACGUGGUCACCAUCCCGGCGGGGGCCACCAGCAUCCUGAUUCGCCAAAGCAGCAGCUCGGCGUCGGCCGACGGCAUCUACCUAGCGCUGCGCCGGCAGGACGGCUCCUAUGCGCUCAAUGGCAACUACAUCCUGACCCCCUCUGAGCAGGAUAUCCACCUGCAGGGCGGCGUCACCCUGCGCUACAGCGGGGCCACCAAGGCAAUGGAGAUGAUCACCGGCCGCGGGCCCCUGAAGGAGCCGCUCACCUUGCAAGCCCUGGUGGUGACCGAUCAGAAGGUGCCACGCCUUAAGUACACCUUCUUUCUCCCCAAGCCGCCCAAAAGGCUUUCCUACCAGUGGCUGAAGCAGAGGGCCCGGAUCCUAGAAGUGCUACAGAGCCGACGAGGGCGCAAAUAGAGCAGCCUUAGCCAGAGGGGGCCAGGCAGGGGUCUCAAACUGCUCUCGCCCCCUCCCCACUGCAGGGGAGGCCAGGAGCUGCGGGGCAGAGGGCUGCAUUGCCCCCAGCCUGCUUUGCAAAGAGGACCACACUGCAAGGAACCUGGGACAAAACAGUUAUAAGCGGCGGCGAUAUGGCUCGGCAGAGGCUGGCAUUCGGGGACCCUUCGUUUCUCGGCCGGCUGCAGACCAAUUCCUGGCUUGCUUGGCUCCGCUCAGACGCUGGGCGAAGCAGGAGGCAAAUUUGGGACUGGGGGGGGGGGGCAAGGCGAGGCAAAGCAGCAGCCAGGAGUCCCCAGGUCUGAGAUGCAGCUCAACUUAGCGCUGCCAUGUUAGAUUUAGCGAAUGCCCUCCAGGACGGGGGGAGAAUGCGAAAAGUUGGAAGAAAAGAACCUUCAAACGCCACCGAGGAGCCAAAAAAGAGGAAGAGAAGGCCUCUGGCGCUUGGCAGAAUGGAAACAUUCAGAAGCCAAGAACGGAGGAGCAGAAGAAAAAGGUUGCUGGCCUGGGAGAGCCAGAUCCGAGUCAAACUGAGCCCUGCCGUGGGUUGAUUUUUCGUUGUGGCUGGACCCUUAGUCGUGUGUGCCCAGCCACACCUGUACUAUAUUUAUUGUUGUUUUUAUUUAUUUGUCAUCCUGGGGGAGCAGAGUUGAGUUACGGAGGGGGGGGAGGCGAUCUUUGACGAAGACCGGCCAUGCAUACUUUUGAGGCUUGAGCAGGCGGCGGAAUUGGUUCCCUCGCUCUCUGAUGACGCUUGGCUCUGGGGUGCCCCACGUCUGAAUCAAUUGUGUCUACCUCAUCCCUCAAGCGCUUCCUCCCUUGCGCAUCUCUCCUCCUGCUUCCAAGCGCGUUACUCGACGAUGCGUGGGCCCUGUUGCUCGUGGGCACCCGCCAUCCAGAGCAAGCGCGGGGCCAACGCUCUCCAGGUCUGGCCUGCAACCCACCUCUCUUGGGCACCAGAAAAAUUGCAGCCUGGGGUAGGACAAGCCACUCCAGGCUGAAUGCCUCUCCUGUAACGUGCCAGCUUGGCAGGACAGUGGCAAGCAAAGGCUUCAAUCAUGCCAGCCCUCCCACCCCACCAUGCCUCCAGGGGAGACCCCUUCGUCCAGGGGACGAAUGG
Candoia aspera is the source of this 3613-nucleotide messenger RNA. RefSeq names its product ADAM metallopeptidase with thrombospondin type 1 motif 4 (gene ADAMTS4). Gene Ontology annotation, molecular function: metalloendopeptidase activity. The transcript is spliced from 9 exons. Gene Ontology annotation, biological process: extracellular matrix organization; proteolysis. The coding region runs from base 1 to 2454 and encodes 817 amino acids. The record is from RefSeq and is a predicted model, not a curated record. Lineage: Eukaryota; Metazoa; Chordata; Lepidosauria; Squamata; Candoiidae. Gene Ontology annotation, cellular component: extracellular matrix.